AUGCCUUGGCUUUUGUGGUCCCUUAUCUUCCCACCCCGUCCCGACCUGUCUGCCGACGCAUGCGGCUGCUGUGCUCCAAUCUUGCAAUAUUCCAGGCUUCGCGUCCUUGUCUUCUGUCUCAAGCUCCUUGGGCUUAUGUCUAGACUUGUUGGCUGGAUCGGUCUCUACUCUGGGCGGAACAAAACAACCGGCAGCUCGAUCGCUUCGCCGUUUGCAUUUGCAUCGCGUCCCAUCUCCACCUCAGCAAGCCACGACCUCGUGGUAAAAUGCCUUUUUUUCCUUCACGGUAGCCUCGGCCGUCGACCGUUACCGUGUGUGGUGGGAGACGAAAGUCGAACUGUCAAUUGCUAG
Messenger RNA from Colletotrichum orchidophilum, 351 nucleotides. RefSeq lists its product as uncharacterized. The record is from RefSeq and is a predicted model, not a curated record. The transcript has a single exon. Lineage: Eukaryota; Fungi; Ascomycota; Sordariomycetes; Glomerellales; Glomerellaceae. Bases 1 to 351 code for a protein of 116 amino acids.